Molecule: messenger RNA, 186 nt
Organism: Diversispora eburnea
Lineage: Eukaryota; Fungi; Glomeromycota; Glomeromycetes; Diversisporales; Diversisporaceae
Source: the annotation of a GenBank genome assembly
AUGUUUAAAAAAUUCAAUCUAAAAGAAGACAUAGCAACUCAAUCCCAAGUCAAAUCUUCGGUGCAAAGAAGCAUUCGAUCUAAAAUUCUUGAACAGUAUAAAAAAUUAGAAUCAGUAAUUGAAGAAGUUUUACCCAAAAAAGCACCACUGGUUUUAGUAAAAUGGCAAGCUUUAAUGAUUCAUUAA